AUGAACCGCGUGAUUUCCAAAGAUACAGCAAAGAAUCGAUAUGAGAAAAUCAAACAUCUUGGCGAAGGACAGUUCGCCAAUGUUUAUAAAGCCAAGGAUACGGAAACAAAUGAAUUUGUUGCAAUAAAAAAGAUAAAGUUUGGCUCGAGACACGAAGCAAUGGAUGGUAUAAGCCGAACUGCCUUAAGAGAAAUUAAAUUACUAUAA
Brugia malayi is the source of this 207-nucleotide messenger RNA. RefSeq lists its product as uncharacterized. Gene Ontology annotation, cellular component: nucleus; cytoplasm; transcription factor TFIIK complex. The transcript has 3 exons. Gene Ontology annotation, biological process: protein phosphorylation; positive regulation of transcription by RNA polymerase II. The coding region runs from base 1 to 207 and encodes 68 amino acids. NCBI's taxonomy places the organism in Eukaryota, Metazoa, Nematoda, Chromadorea, Rhabditida, Onchocercidae. Gene Ontology annotation, molecular function: ATP binding; RNA polymerase II CTD heptapeptide repeat kinase activity; cyclin-dependent protein serine/threonine kinase activity. The record is from RefSeq and is a predicted model, not a curated record.